AUGUCAUCGACUAGCAACAAGAAAGAGUCUUUUGAAGAGUUUUAUUCUGAGGUUAAGGAAAUAGAAAAAAGGGAUUCUGUUUUAACUCCUAAGCAACAAAUUGAAAGGUUACUUCGGCCAGGAUCUACCUAUUUUAAUUUAAAUCCAUUUGAAGUCUUGCAAGUAGAGCCAGAUGCCACUCUUGAUGAAAUUAAAAAAAAAUAUAGACGUCUUUCAAUUCUGGUACAUCCUGAUAAAAAUAUGGAUGAUCUCGAGCGAGCUCAACACUCAUUUGAGAUAGUGAAUCGUGCAUGGAAGACCUUGGAAAAUGAGGACACUAGAAAGAAAUGCUUGGACAUAUACCAAGAAGCGAAAGAAAGGACUGAACAUAUGAUAGAGCAGAAACGCAAGAAACAAAGGAAAGAAGGCCGUAGUGAUGAGCCAAUACCAGAAGAUGAUCCAGAUAAAUUUAAGCACGCUGUCUAUGUUAUGACUAUGAAGCUCUUUGCUGAUAUGGAGAGAAAGAGGCAACACCUAGAAACAAGAGACAUGGAAGAGAGAAAAAGAAAACGGGAAUCGGAAAUUGAACAAGAGGAGCAAAUGUCUUUUGAGAAAGAGUGGGCCAAGAACUUUGAAGAGUCUCGACAAAACCGCGUGGACAGUUGGAAAACCUUUCAAUCGUCAAGUGGAAAGGAGAAGAAAAAGAAGAAAAUUAUGGGAUUCAAACCCCCUAAACCAAAACCUGAGAGUAGAUAA
Pieris macdunnoughi is the source of this 735-nucleotide messenger RNA. The record is from the annotation of a GenBank genome assembly. Lineage: Eukaryota; Metazoa; Arthropoda; Insecta; Lepidoptera; Pieridae.